AUGAAGACUAAUGAAGUCAAUUCGUCCAACCUGAACAGUUUAAAGGAUAUGAUUUUAGAUGAAGAAAAGUUAGUCACAUAUUUAUCAUUAUCUAAAGAUCUUUGUAUUCAUAUAAACAACAGCAAAACAUUAUUGAAUAACUUUAUUCAAUCUAUUCGAUCUGAGCAUCCUAAGUUAGAACUAAACGUAAAUUAUUUGAUAUCGGGUUUAGUUGAUAAUAACCAAGUGAGAGUAAGCGUUUGCACUGAGGAUAAAUUAGAAGAUGUGAAGAAGUCAUUGAAAGUAGUAUUUUUCAUCCAUAUUUAUAGUAUAAACAAGGGCAGAUCACAGGAAAACACUGCUGCGUUUGUUGCGCUAACCAAGUAUGACGAUCUUACCUUAUGUCCAGGAAUAAUAAAAAGUUCUGACAGUGUCAAAAGAUCUAAUGGUGAAAUUAAUAACUUUAAGAAUAGUAGGAACAAGGCUAUUGAAGAUACAAAACCCAAUUUGCUACAGAAAAAUGUAUCUAAAGCAGGUUCAGCAAAAACAUCUAAGUCCGAAAUUAGUGCUCCUGUUAAAAGUGAACUGAAAUUGGAAAAAGAAAUAAAAAAGGAGGUGAUAUCGCCACCUAAAGAACAAAAUAAAAAUGACACAAGUAGAAAUAACAAAGGCAUAGCUGGGUUCUUUAAUAAACAAAAUGGGAAUCCAAGAAAAGAAAAAAAGGUUGCUCCACCACUAAAAACUAUUGCUCCAAAGGUUGAAGAGGAUGACAGUCAGAAAAUGGAUGUUGACAUUGAUGAUGUUGAAGCUGAGGUUAAAAAGGAUAAAAGAGUUAACUUAAACCGUAAUAAAGUCUCAAACCAAAUAAAGGCAAACUCCAAAGUUGACAAGAAGCGGAAAAGGGUAUGUCAGAUUUCUGAUAGUGAUAGUGAAGAAGAGAAUGAUCCAUUUGUAGCUGAUCAUAAAAAUUUAAAUCUCCCUGAAUCUGAUGAUGAAAUUCCCCCAACACCAGCCGUAAGCACUUUAAAAAUUACUACAGGGAUUGUUAAUCCUCGAAAGAAACGGAAAGUUGUUGACAAAACUUAUAUGAGUGAUGAUGGAUACAUUAUAACUAAAAGAGAAGAGGUUUAUGAAAGCUGUUCAGAUACAGAGAGUAAUACAGAGGUGAAACCUGAAAAACAAGAAAUAAAAGAGGAGAAAUCAAAACAAAGUAAUAAAAUUAAAUCUUCACCUCAAGCAAAGAAAAAGGUUUCACCUCCACAAAAAGGGAAGCAGGCUACUUUAAUGAACUUUUUUAAAAAGAAGUAG
This is a messenger RNA of Leptosia nina, 1287 nucleotides long. Lineage: Eukaryota; Metazoa; Arthropoda; Insecta; Lepidoptera; Pieridae. The record is from the annotation of a GenBank genome assembly.